AUGACAACAGAAAAAUUAUAUGAAAAUUUGAAAAGGCUUAUUGUAGGUAGAAUAAGUAUUUUGAUUGUAGAAAACAGUUUGGAUUACUCAUCAGAUUAUAAAGAUGAGAUGAUGGAAUUAGAUAAUUUAAAAGACAUUUUGGAGUUCGAAGGAGAAUGA
This is a messenger RNA of Entrophospora candida, 159 nucleotides long. The record is from the annotation of a GenBank genome assembly. Lineage: Eukaryota; Fungi; Glomeromycota; Glomeromycetes; Entrophosporales; Entrophosporaceae.